Messenger RNA from Spathaspora passalidarum NRRL Y-27907, 633 nucleotides. RefSeq lists its product as uncharacterized. NCBI's taxonomy places the organism in Eukaryota, Fungi, Ascomycota, Pichiomycetes, Serinales, Debaryomycetaceae. Bases 31 to 417 code for a protein of 128 amino acids. The transcript has a single exon. The record is from RefSeq and is a predicted model, not a curated record.
AUAUAACCAAGUAAAUACAAUCAAAGAACGAUGCAAGACUUACCACCAGUUGGAGGUUACGAGCCAAUUCAAUGGAAGAGAAACAUCCCAGCUAGAGGAUUCAGUGGGAACGUCUAUUUUUGGGGUAUCACUGCAUUUAUGGCAUUUGGAUUUUAUAGAUAUUACAAGGGGGUCGAUGAACAACGAGAAUUGUUGAGAGAAAAAGCAUACGCCAGAUUCAACUUAGAGCCAUUGUUGUUAGCUGAAGAAGACAGAAACCUCGCUAGAAGAUACUAUGCCGAAUUAGCCAGACAAAAGUUGGUUAGAGAAUCCAUGUCCCCAGAAACCAGAGCCAAGUUUGAUGAAGAAGUUUACCACGAUAAGUCCAAGUUCCGUUUCCCAAGAUUCACAUCUGGUAUCGAUGCAAAGGAUAUCUAGAGAGUUUCUGUUCAUUAGCAUUCAUUUCUAACGAGGUAUAACCAAGUAUUCAAAAGGAGGGUGACGAUUUUUAUGAAAAUUUUCAAGUUAUGUCUAAAGUGCCUUGUUUAUAAGACACUCUAGCUGUAUUUGCGACAUUAGUCUGAUUAUAUAACCUUUUGUAUAUUUCUGUACGAUUCAAAUAAUAUUUAUUAAGAUUAACCAGCCAUAAACAAU